Messenger RNA from Schistocerca americana (American grasshopper), 921 nucleotides. RefSeq lists its product as uncharacterized. Bases 1 to 921 code for a protein of 306 amino acids. The record is from RefSeq and is a predicted model, not a curated record. Lineage: Eukaryota; Metazoa; Arthropoda; Insecta; Orthoptera; Acrididae. Gene Ontology annotation, molecular function: heme binding; oxidoreductase activity, acting on paired donors, with incorporation or reduction of molecular oxygen; iron ion binding. The transcript is spliced from 4 exons.
AUGAGUGUUUCCAGCAGACUGCUGCUGCUGAGCGCCGGCUGCGUCCCCAGCCUCUCCGUCUGGGCCCUGCCGGCUGCUGCCUUCGUCGCUGUCAUCGCCGCCUGCAUCUCUCUGCGAUACAGACUGCUGCAGUGGCUGCUGUCCCUGGUGGUGGAGACGCGCCCCCUACACGAGGUGCUGCACGGCCACUACGUGUCGCGGCCGCAGGAGUCCGCCUCGUGGGUGCGGCUGGGCCGGCAGCGGCUGCUGCUGCUGAGGGACCCACAGGUCGCCUGGCAGCUGCUGUCCGCCCACUUCCCCAGCUUCCCCGCCAGGGCGCGCACCCAGGCCUACGACGACGGGCUGUUCGCUCAGGAAGGUGAGACACACAUGAUGCCACAUAGCCAGUCACUCUCUAACACGAGAGCAGUGGAAGCGGGCCAGCAGAUGCCUGACUCCGCCGUUUACGCCGUCCUGCGCUCCGCCGAGCCGCAGCUGCGCGCGCACGCCCGCCGCCUGGCCUCGCAGGCUGGCGGAUCUGCAGCCGCUGUGUCGCCGCGGCAGCUGCUGGCCUACUGCACCGACUGCGUCGCCUCGGCGAUGCUCGGGCUGCAGACGCGGACCCUCGAGGACGCGGAGGGCUGCUCGCCGUUCCUGGAGGCUGUGCAGCGCGCGCACGAUACUAAGACGGAGUUCGGCCACCGCUUCGUGUUCGAAUACCUGGGUCAAGCCGCAUUCGACGCUCUGGGGCUGGGACACCUGCCCGACAAGAUUGCCAACUUCUUCAGAUCGGUGACUGCCGUCAGUAUCGACCACCGUAACAGCAAUCCUGCGUCUUCUCACGACUUUAUACAUCUGCUUACGAAGAAGAUGAAGCAGGAGGGCGCUGAUGACAAGGCUGUCCUAGAUGAAGGCUUUCAAUCGCGGUUGGUGUCGAGAUGA